This is a messenger RNA of Choloepus didactylus (southern two-toed sloth), 4105 nucleotides long. It is a transcript of the gene FAM78B, whose product is annotated as family with sequence similarity 78 member B. NCBI's taxonomy places the organism in Eukaryota, Metazoa, Chordata, Mammalia, Pilosa, Megalonychidae. The transcript is spliced from 3 exons. The record is from RefSeq and is a predicted model, not a curated record. The coding region runs from base 172 to 957 and encodes 261 amino acids.
UAGAGGAGGGGGCUUCCCCGGAGGAUGCCCGGCGGCCGCUCGCCUCUCCUAGGCGCUAGCUGAGCCGGACCGAGAGCGGGCGGUGCGUCGCCAUGCCGGCGUGACGGGCGCCCCCGGCUGCCCGCGCGGGCCCCCGCGCUGCCCCGCGCCGCGCCGGCGCCGGGUGGCAGGAUGGGCUGUAUCCAAAGCAUCACCUGCAAGGCGCGGAUCCGGCGCGAAAACAUCGUGGUGUACGAUGUGUGCGCCACCAUCGACCAGUGCCCCACGCGCAUUGAGGAGACCUCGCCCAUCGUCCUGCGCUAUAAGACCCCCUACUUCAAAGCCUCGGCCCGCGUGGUCAUGCCCCCCAUCCCCCGCCACGAGACCUGGGUGGUGGGCUGGAUCCAGGCGUGCAACCAGAUGGAGUUCUUCAACACCUACAGCGACCUGGGCAUGUCAAGCUGGGAACUGCCUGACUUGAGGGAAGGGAGAGUAAAAGCCAUCAGUGACUCAGAUGGGGUGAGCUACCCUUGGUACGGGAACACCACAGAAACUGUGACCCUGGUUGGCCCCACCAACAAGAUCUCCAGGUUCUCCGUCAGCAUGAAUGACAACUUCUACCCCAGUGUGACGUGGGCAGUGCCUGUGAGUGACAGCAAUGUGCCGCUGCUCACGAGGAUCAAGAGGGACCAAAGUUUCACAACCUGGCUGGUGGCCAUGAACACUACCACCAAGGAGAAGAUCAUUUUGCAGACCAUCAAGUGGAGGAUGAGGGUGGACAUUGAGGUGGACCCUCUUCAGCUCCUGGGGCAAAGGGCCCGGCUGGUGGGCAGGACUCAGCAGGAGCAGCCCCGGAUCCUGAGCCGGAUGGAACCCAUCCCUGCCAACGCACUAGUGAAACCCAAUGCCAAUGAUGCCCAGGUCCUCAUGUGGAGGCCCAAGCGGGGGCCGCCUCUGGUUGUGAUCCCUCCUAAGUAGAAGCAGACUGGCCUGACUGUGUGAGGAGCACAUGUCAUCGAGGCACACAGUGAGGUUGCCAGGGGUGACAGGAGCCAAACAGAGUUUCUGAGCCAAAGCAGACCUCUCGGUUUGCCAGCCUUUGCAGCCACUUGUGAAGAGUAGGGCUGCUCCUUGGGUGGUAGAACCAUAAUCCCUAGGAAAAAUCCCUUCCUUUUAUGAGUAAAGAAAUCACUGAUUUGACAGACUUGCUGUGAUUACCAUGCAAGUAGCCAUAUUCGGAGCUGACCCGGAUGAUUCUUUUAUCAGAACUAUUGACCAUUUCUUUCCUGUGAGAUGCAGGGGAUGGAAACGAAAUUAAACAGUGCCUGUGGCAAAUGCUGCUUCCCAACCAAUUACAAGUGGAAGUGAAAACAUCCACAACCAGGUCUCCUAGUAGGACAAGGCAAGCCCAGCAAGCAGAACCACAUGGCAGAGACUGAGGAGGAGGAAAUGAGCAGUGGCUGGUGGCUCCAGAAGCUGAAGCCCUGGACAGCUGAUUUCCCAUUAAAGCUAGUACCAUCCUGUCUCCUCACCAUCCUUCCAUCCAUGACCAGUGCCUCCUACUCACUCUACCGUGUGCCACGUGGCACUCUCCGUGGGCUGGCUGGUCUGUCUGAUUGGCUCAUGGAGAGUUGUGUUGAAGUGGGAGUUGUGCCUGCUGUAUCUUGUGUGUGUGUGGAAAGAUUGGGUUCAUCCAGAUAUCAAUUCUGUUCCCAAACCUCUAAUUGAAGGCUCCCAGGGAUAAAGAGCUGGACAACCUGGACUUCAAAUACCAAACAUGGCCCAGCUUCUGGUUCCCAAACUCCGCUUUCCCUCUCUACACCUUUUAGUAGGAAACGGAGAGAACAGUUUUCUUCCCUCUUCCUCCCUCCUCCAUGUGGGCGGCCAGUGUUAAUACUCUUGAGAUUUUUCAGAGGUCUCUGAUCACUGGAGAGCUAGGGCCAAAGCAGUCCUGGUUCCCUCUUCUGCGGCCAGGCUGGGUGCCUUCACAUGACCAAGGGCAAAUUGUAUGUCACUAGGAUCAAUGGGGUGAGAAGAGAACCACCCUGAGGGCAAAAGUCAUGUGCAUUGUUUUAUUUAUUGGUUUAUUUAUUGUUUUGCCUACUGAUUUAUUUAUUUAUGAAGUAUGUACUUACUAAACAGCAGAAAAUCUGCUCCCAUCUUUGAAUACCCAGCCCCAGAAUUUGUCCUCUUGGUCCCAAAGAGCACAGUGAGUUAUUCCUUUUUGAAACUACAGACAAGAGCGGGAAAACCCUCUCUCUAUCCCCAAACACCUCCACCCAGCCAUAUUUUCACCUAGAAUUGGGAUCAGAAACCACCAACUGGUGAGGAUCUAAAGCAGCACAAAUCAGCAGAGACUCUACUGUCCAAACCGAAGCUCUUAGAAUUCCCCUUCCUACCCUAAUCCUCCCCUUUUCCUCCUUCAUGCACACAGGUGGGGAUUGGCCAGCUGGCUCCAGCCUGACCAUCUCAGGACUAAGACUUAUCAUUUUAGUGAUGCAGAAUUCUUAAUGCCAGAUACACAUUAGAGUCAUCUGAAUAAAUUUUUAAAAUAUCCAUGCCUGGUUCCCUCCCCCAGACCAGUUGCUGCAGAAUCUUAAGGGGUAGAACCUGCGCGUCAGUGUGUUUUAAGUUACCCAGAUGAUUCUAAUGUGAGACUAGGGUUAGGACGCUCUUCUAGUAUCUUCCCUCCUUUGUCUUUCCCUACCACCUGGAUCCCUUCAUCUUUUGGUUCCCAAGCUUCCUUGGGCACCAAGAAUGGGAAAAACCUUUGAUGAAUGACAAAAUCUUCUUCCCAUUCCAUUAGUCCCUCCUCCUCACUGAACCUUCCCCAUCAGUUCAGUCAAUCUGAGCAGAUCUCUGAAGAGUUAUAUCCUGAGGCUGAUAACUGAACACAGCCUGGGGGCUGCUCUCAGCUAAUUCUCUGCUUUUCUAGGAGCAGAAACUUCCACGUUCUCUCUCCACCUGCAGUCUCCCAAAUGCCAAAGGUUUAAAGGGUACUUUGGUGGCAUUUCUGUCUCCAAAUCCCAAUCCCAAUGGUAAGAUCCAUGCCCAGUCCUUUUAACCUAAGCCUUGGCCAUUUCUGCAGAGCCACUGAAUUGGUCUACUAAGUAACAGAAGGAGUCACAUUUCCCCAAGCCAGCCCUUUCCCCAGCAACCUGGCAACGCCAUCAUGCACCCAAAUCCUAGAAGGCUGAGAAGUGACAUCUACUCCUUCACAUUUAUGAGAUCUCCACUGCUGAGUGAGAGUAAAUGUGUGUGUGUAUGUGUGUACCUGUGCAUACUCUGUCUAUAUACAAACCAUAUAGAUCUAUAGAUAUGCUGGAUUUCACUUUAUGUGUAAUUAUACUCUACAUGAAGACAAUUAAGGACUUUCAUAGUCCUUCACUCAAUGGCGUUGCACUAUACUAUGAUCAUGAUGGACCCAAGUGAAUUCCAGAUUAGGUAUAUAGAGAGAUUAUAAUAUGUACAAACUGUUAGACACACACACACACACACAAACACAUAUGCACACACAGUCCAGGGAAACCUGUGAAGUGGGAAGAGUUCUUUUUUUUUACACCAUCUCCCCCAACUUAGCAACUUCCCCAGAGCAGGUACAAUUUCACACACUCAGCUGCCCAGCCUUUCCCCCUCCAGCAUCCCAUACCACCAAGAUUUCUUUCCCUGUUGAUCAAGAUAUCCCUGCCCUAAGUCCCAUCUCUCAGGGUCCUACCCUCUGAUAGGCAACAGUUUAGUCAGUGGGUGCUAAGGAGUUGAGUGGCACCCUUCCCAGGUGACAUUUAUGUUUUAAUAGGGGCUACAGCUAAUGCCUUAAAUUGAAGAAGUGGCUCUAAUGGUGGGAAUUUCAGGCACAGUAGUGGGCCAGUAAGGGGGAUUAUUUUUUAUCAGGAAGCCUUUUUAGAGUCCUCCCACCCCCAAUCAUACCUGUCUCUAAGAUCAACCCUUCAAACUUGCAUGAGCACAAGCAAGCACACUUACCCACAUACACUUUCCAUAAUUUUGAGACACCUCCCUUAUAUUGGCCCUAUCUUUUAAAAUGAAGAAAAAAAAAAGAAUAGGAUCCAGCUAAAUUAAUUUAAACCUCACUGGGAAACGUAGCCUAUUUUUCACCGACUGCCAGCCG